GUCUGGCAACUGUUCAGUUUGGCCUUGGGUUUUGAGCAGCUUGAGAGUGCUUUGCGAAAGAAAUGAUUCUUUCCUGUGAUCUAAGGUGCUUUUCUAUUCGAUAAUAAAAACCAUUGGCACUGAGAAAACAGCUGAAACAACUUUUCUAUUGGAUGCAACUGUUGCGCCGGAUGGUGAGGUUUUAAGUUUGAUAAUUAUGCCAAACUUUUCGCUGAAGUUAAAUUUGUUCACUUCAUCCAACUUUUGGUAUAAACGCCAAAAUUAUUUUACUACAGUCCUCUUGCUGAUCAUCGAUAUAAUUUGAUGAUGUUGGUUUCCCAUGGUUGCAACAUGUUGUGACGCCUACAUGGUACAGCUCACACACACACACACAGCCUGCACAAACAAGGAAGAAUCUGUUUUGGUGCAAAACCAGUUUGAUUUUACAGCAACAGUGUACUACAAUCACGUACUGCGUAAAGACAAAAGCGGUGCAGUAUUCAGCUGCUGGCGAUAUCAGUUAACCAUUUUCCGGGCGGCGCAUGCGCACAACCACACAAACGCCCACCAGUCAAUGCGCAGUUCAUAGGGUCCUACCUCAUGCAGUCUAUGAAGCAGAUGCCACGGCAGCUGUGAAGAGACUCCAGGAUGGUGGAUCAACUGCGUACGAGGACACCAGAUGUGAUGCGAGACUUCCUCGUGCCCUUCAGGAUACUGAGGAAGAAAAGAGUUUUGAUAAACCAAAAUGAAUAAAGUGUGAUCAUCUCAGUGUAACGAUACUUCUUAAAACAGGUACUGAAGCUGUGCAGGGAGCAAAGAUCAUUUAUCACUCUUCAUCUUGCAAGUAAGCAAGUUGGUGAAGUCAUGGAAUUACCAAGAGGAAAUGUUGCUGACAUAGAUGCGCAAGAUGAAGAAGGCAACACAGAAUUACAUAGAGCUGUUAACUCUAACAACGGGGAUUUGGUUCAGGAACUCAUCCAGAUUGGGGCUAAAGUCAACAUUCAGAACAAUCAACAACACACACCUUUGCAUCUUGCAACGAUGAAAAGAUAUAUUCCUAUAAUGGAAAUACUUCUUCAAGCUAAUGCUGACUGGGAUAAUAUCGAUUUUAGUGGCAAUAUGGGUGCUCAUCAUGCAGCUUUUAAUGGCAACUGUGAAGUUAUGGAGAUCCUCUUAGAGUCAGGACUUGAUGUGAACUCCCAAAACAAAAAAGGACAUUCAUUGCUUCAUUUGGCAGCCCGUGAAGGUCGCACAGACUUAGUGCAACUCUUGAUCAGUAAAGGUGUGGAAAUCAAUGUUAUCAAUAAAGCUGGAAAAACUCCCCUUCACCGUGCUGCUUACCUUGGACAUACUAAAAUUGUAACUCUGCUGCUAGAAGCUCAACCUGAGGUGCAUCAGUCAACAGAUGGCGUGUCCUUCUUGCACGAGGCAGCUCUGGGUAACAGGCUUCACACAAUUCAAACUGUUUUCACGGAUUUUCCCCUUACAAUUAGGUCUCUGUCAGUGUAUCUUGCCCGCAGUGCAGCAGACUAUGCUAGUGCUGCUGGUGGCAAUGAUUGUACAUGGUGGUUAAGAAAACAAAUGACUAAAGACACUGGGAUAUGUGGUCCUUCCACAAGUAGUCUGGAUGACAGCAAGAAAAUGUACGAGAAAAGCGGAUCUAACAUAAUUGAGCGAGCUGGAAUGGAGGGUAAGCGGGAAGCUAAAUGGCUGAAGAAAAGCGCAACUGACGGACAGAUAGAACCGCAUUACAUGGAUGAACAGGGGGACACAAUCCUUCAUGCAGCGGUAAGAGGCGGUAACGAAGAUACUGUGACAUCUCUCAUCGAGGUUGGAGCACUCUUGGUAGCCAGAAACUACCAGAACCAGACACCAGUAGACAUUGCCAACAGCAUGGGCACAAGUUUGCAGGAUUAUCUGCCCAAGGAGCCAGACACACAGCUAGACAGCAGAAUAGCUUCGCAACUCUACUCGAUACUGCUGAAUAUCAUUGCUGGAACAACUGACCUUGAUGAUCCUGACAGAAGAAUACAAACAUCUCCUACAGGAAGUGAAAAUAAUCUAGAUAGACAGGUCCAGCAAAACAAAGUACAGAUCACAAUGACAGUGAGUAGAUUGCUGGCCUGGGGAGUACCUCAUGAGCGUCUAGGAAGUUGUGACAGGCCCAUAUUGCCACUGGCCGUUAAAACUAAUAACAGAACUUUGCUGCCAAUGCUCUUGGCCGCUGGAUUUCCACUUACCACGACAGAUUCAGGACUAGGCCUUGUCCAGUUAGCAUGGUUAACUCCGGACAUUACCAUUUGGGUUGGAAUGGUAGUAACAAGGGCUGUCGUCAAUACUCUCAAGUGGGAACAUAAGAUGCUGCUUGAGAUGUUGAAGGAUGAAGCUGUGGAGGGUUCUUGUUUGCUCUACUUGACACGAAGCUUGAACAAUCUGAUACUUGAAGAUUUGUCUGGAGAGAAGCCUUGGGAAGCUCAAUUUAUGAGUCCAGAUAGUGCUUCAUUGACACAGCUGUACUUAACAGCAUGCAGAUACGGUGCUACCUUAACAGCAUGGUACGUCUGGAAGGCAGGCGGAAGCAACUAUGAUAGGGAGCUGCCUUAUGACUGUACAGCUUUAGAGGCAGCUCUGGAUGGAGGACAUUCUUCAACUGCAUUACGCCUAGUCCUAGAUAUGGAUGCUAAUCCUUUCCUCAAGAAUAAAGAGGGAAAACUUCCCGUCGAUUUGUUUCCGAGAAGUUAUAUCUCCUGGAGGUUUGUGAUGUUGGGGAAGGAUUAUCGAGCCCUUGACAAGAUGGCGGAAAAAUUCAAAGAUGAAGAUGAUAAACGAGAGCUUCAGCAAAUACUGGAAAUUAAUUUUCAUGAAACUGAGAUUCCAAUACCUGAGAACUUCAAUUCUGAUAAAGAUAUAAAUCUUUUGCAACUAAAGGCUUUGAAAGUGUGCUGUGAAAAGCCUUUGCCAUUAUUUUUACAUCUCUUGACAUCACUUACAAGUCCUGAUCUCGAGAGCAUACUGAAUGAAGUUUGCGAAUCUCGACCCCUCCACCAUGCAGCUAAAAGUGGGAAUUCUUCCGCUGUUGCAUAUUUGUUAGAGUGUGGGGCAUCUCCUCUUAGUAAGGAUCGCUCAGACAUUUCGCCCAUUCAGUAUGCUGCUAUGUUUGGUCACAGGGAAACAGAAAACAUCCUCAUCAGGAAUCUGACAACAGACAGUGAAAAGAGCAAACGCAUAAAAUUAGAACAAUCUUUCUCAGAACAUUAUGAGAAGUACCUAAACCACUAUGGCCUCAGUCGUGGUGAUACUGGAAAAUCAAGGUAUGUGAAUGUUCAGACAUAUGAGAAAUUGCUUACUAGCCGUUUUGAUCAUAUCAAGAAACAAUUGCUAGAGAAAGGCGUGGAAAAUUUCGCAACAGAAAAUCUUGUCAGUUAUACAGAUGGCGAGGCUCGUGAAAUCAAAGAUGCUGUAACUCAGUUCCUCUACUUAUUGAAUGAACAAAUAUCUUUAAAGAAUAAGAUGUUUGAAGGAGAUAUAGGAUUUGUCGGGAGUUCUGAAGAUAACGUUCGCUUAUAUUGUCCAGAUGAGUACGACUGUAAUCUGGUUUUGAAGAAAAUCAGUGCAUAUCCAGAUGGAGAGAUUAAAGCUGAACUUAUUGACCUUGAUGAAGCAAAGGCCAUACAAUAUGGCCACAAAAAGUCUUUGAAAGUACAGCCAGUCAGAGAAGAUCUCAGAAGUUUGAUGAAAGGAACCUGUUUUUUAGAUAGUUUUUAUAAUAUUGCCAGGGAAUCUUUGACUGAAAUGGACUUGAAUGGUGGCAAGUUGAAGGUAAUAAUGCCUGGAAUUAAGAGAACACAAGUUGGUAUAAAUUUAUCAUUCCUGUGGUUAGGUACCGAAUACCCAAUGCUCUUCAUAGACGUAGAUUUCGUUCCUACUGUGAGAGCCCCAUGGCCAGAGGGUCUUCCAAAACCCAACUGCAGUCUAGACAGGCGUCACCUGAAAGAGGUUUAUUUGAGCAAUGUUGGUGAAGACGAAUGGAGACUAUCUUUUGGUCCUACAGAAUCUAAGAUUAUGAGAGGUCUGAGUGUUAACAAGAGAGAUGUGUUUCUGGUUUGCAAGAUGAUCUUGGCUGCUUUCAAAACGGAGAACUGGGUUCCCGCUGAAAUAAAGAAUCAGUUUAUGUAUUGGGACAGCCGGAUGUUUUCUCUCCACUCAAAAGGAGGCUUUGCCCUAAAGAACUGUUUUUUCCAGGAACUUAAGAGUAUUACUAACGAAGAGGAAUGGACAAAGGAUAAGAUUCUCAAGAGAGUCAAGUCAGUGUUUGAGAGAAUGUGUUUGAUAGAAGAGCAGCGUUCUUUGGUGGGAGGUAUGGAAGUCGAUGGCCAAUAUCCAAAACCUGUCAAGGCUUAUUUCGGAGGCGAUACAGAAAAGAAUUCUGAAUAUUUCAUUGCUCCAGAAAUAGUGAGGUUUUUGAGAGAUGUGAAUAAAGAUUAAGAUGAUCUAGGAUUGAACACCUAGUUUAUGACAGGUUUUUCUUUUAACAUUUUUAUUCUGCUUUCCUUUUCAUUAUCCAUCAUAGCAGCAAUUAUUCGAAUGUGGCUUUCUUGACGUCUUUUAGUACAGAAGUGUCUGAGAUAAAGUCCCCCACAGCAUUCACUGAAUUUCUUGGUCCUUUUGGAUAUUUCCUCACUGUUCAUAUUACCUCUGUGAACAUACUUCCUAGAUAUUUGAAGGUAUUUGAAUUCUUAACCACUGUAUUUCAUUUCCUGUUUUUUUAUGCUUUGUGUUGUUUGGUAUUUGUUAAUACGUCUGUUUCUUGCAUAUUCAUCUUGAAAUCAUUUAAAGCAUACCAAUGCUUUUUUGUAGUUCAAUAUGGCCCCAAAGCUACAUCAACUGCAAAAAUCACGAUAUCUCCUAAUAUACUGAUUUUUUCUUUAGUCCUUUACCGUAUUGUCCAAAUUCGCAACAAAUAAGAGGGAGAAAGAACACUUCCCUGUUUAACCCCUUUGU
Macrobrachium nipponense is the source of this 4980-nucleotide messenger RNA. Its product is annotated as serine/threonine-protein phosphatase 6 regulatory ankyrin repeat subunit A-like. The record is from RefSeq and is a predicted model, not a curated record. The transcript is spliced from 8 exons. Gene Ontology annotation, biological process: protein localization to ciliary inversin compartment. Bases 844 to 4464 code for a protein of 1206 amino acids. Gene Ontology annotation, molecular function: protein binding. Gene Ontology annotation, cellular component: ciliary inversin compartment. Lineage: Eukaryota; Metazoa; Arthropoda; Malacostraca; Decapoda; Palaemonidae.